Molecule: messenger RNA, 971 nt
Organism: Pseudopodoces humilis (Tibetan ground-tit)
Lineage: Eukaryota; Metazoa; Chordata; Aves; Passeriformes; Paridae
Source: RefSeq, a predicted model, not a curated record
CCAUUUCCGGUCCCGGCUGCCGCCGCCAUGUUCCUGCAGUGCUACACCAACGAGCGCGGGGAGCGCGUUUACACCCUGCGGAAAGUGUCCCCGGACGGGAUCCCCACACGCUCGGCACACCCCGCCCGCUUCUCCCCCGAUGAUAAAUUCUCCCGACAUCGCCUGGCUCUGAAGCGGCGCUUUGGGGUUCUGUUAACGCAGCGAGGCCGGACCCUGCUCUGAGGGACCCCAAAAAUCCUCGGCCCGAGACUCCCGGGAUGGACCCGAAAUGACCCCGAGAGAGACCCCGAGACCCCUGGAGUGACCCCAAAAUGACUCCGAGACCCCCGAAAUGAUCCCCGGGAUGACCCCGAGACCCCCGGGAUGGCCCCGGAGUGACCCCGAGACCCCCGGAGUGACCCCAAAAUUACUCCGAGACCCCCGAAAUUACCCCGGGAGUGACCCCGAGACCCCCGUAGUGACCCCGAGACCCUCGGAGUGACCCCGGGAAUGACCCCGAGACCCCCAAAAUGACCCCGAAAUGACCCUGAGACCCCCGGAGUGACCCCAAAAUGACUCCGAGACCCCCGAAAUUACCCCGGGAGUGACCCCCGGAGUGACCCCGAAAUGACUCCAAGACCCCCAAAAUGACCCCGAGACCCCCGGAGUGACCCCGAGAUCCCUGAAAUGACCCCAAAAUGACCCCGAAAUGACCCCGAGACCCCCAAAAUGACCUCUGGAGUGACCCCAAGACCCCCGGAGUGAUCCCAAAAUGACCCCGAGACCCCCAAAAUGACCCCGAGACCCCCCAAAAUGACCCCGAGAGGAGGAAGAAGGAGGCGAAAUAAUAUAAAAUCCCAGCGUGGAUGAACUCUGCAAAAGGAUGAAACGAAGGGUUUUAAAGAGGAGGAAAAUUGAAAUAUUAAAGGAUGGCGUGGCCGAGGGUCUCCGGGUUCUGCUGCCCAAAUAAAUUUGGAGUUCUUGGUCCUGUU